GGAUCCGUUUGUGAUUUAUCGUUCCCCUUUCGGACCCUCCCGUUUUCUGGUGCACAGCGUUUAUAAACCAAACCCUAGUGAGCACACCACAUUUUCACUCCGCGCUUCUCUGAAAAAUUAAAGCUUGCUUCUGUGUCGAUGGACCCUGAAAGUGAUGCGGCCCAGCUUGUAGCUACCCAGCUGAGUGGUGAGAAUGACGUAGCUGGCUUUGAUGAUGGGGAAAAUGGCUCCAGGAAAAGAAGGACUAGUUCAAAGCAUAGUUCUCGUGAAUAUGAUCAAGAAAAGGAGUCUUCAAGAAGCAGGGAUAAGGAAAGAGAGAGAGGGCGUGAUAAGGAUAGAGAUAGGGACAGAGAAAAGGAAAAGGACAGAGAUAAGGACCGUGAUCGUCACCAUAGAGAUCGAAGUGAGAGAAAGAGAACUCGAGAUAAAGAUGAUGAUGCUGAAGUUGGUAAUGAUCAUGGCUAUAGGAGUCGAGACUAUGAUAGGCAUAGAGAUAGGGAUGAAAGUCAUAGACAUAGAUCUAAAUCCUAUGAUAGAGAUAGAGAGGAAAGACGAAGACACAGGUCCAAGUCCCAUGACAAGGAUAGAGAGGAAAGGCACAGCCAUAGAUCUCACUCAAGGGGAAGAUCUGGGCAUAAGUCAAAAUCAAGGUCUCCAUCACCUACUCAAUCUCGGUCCCGAUCUCGCUCUAAAAGCAAGAGGGUCAGUGGCUUUGACAUGGCACCUUCACCUUCUGCUCUCCUACCUGGUGCCCCAGGACUCGCAGGUCAGAUUCCCGGGACUGCACCAACCAUUCCUGGAAUAUUUCCAAACAUGUUGACUUUGGCUCCUGGACAGUUGGGAGCUCUCCCUGUUAUGCCAGUUCAGGCGAUGACUCAGCAGGCUACUAGACAUGCACGGCGAGUUUAUGUUGGUGGACUUCCUCCAAGUGCUAAUGAACAGUCGGUGGCAAUAUUCUUUAACCAUGUCAUGUCUGCCAUUGGAGGAAACACAGCUGGUCCAGGUGACGCAGUAGUCAAUGUUUAUAUUAAUCAUGAGAAAAAGUUUGCAUUUGUUGAGAUGAGAUCAGUUGAAGAGGCUAGCAAUGCCAUGGCACUCGAUGGCAUUAUCUUUGAGGGAACUCAAGUUAAGGUCAGAAGACCUACUGAUUAUAAUCCAUCUCUGGCUGCUACUCUUGGUCCAAGUCAACCAUGUCCAAACCUGAAUCUUGCAGCUGUUGGGUUAGCUCCAGGAUCUUCUGGUGGGCUUGAGGGUCCUGACCGUGUCUUUGUGGGAGGUCUUCCCUAUUAUUUCACUGAAAAUCAGAUUCGGGAGCUGCUUGAGUCUUUUGGGCCACUUAGAGGGUUUAAUCUUGUUAAAGAUAGGGAAACCGGAAAUUCAAAAGGCUAUGCCUUCUGUGUUUAUCAGGAUGUUUCAGUUACUGAUAUUGCUUGUGCAGCUCUUAAUGGGAUUAAGAUGGGUGAUAAAACUCUUACUGUUAGACGUGCUAGCCAAGGUUCAUUACAGCCUAAACCAGAACAGGAGAGUGUACUAUUACAUGCUCAACAGCAAAUAGCAUUUCAGAGGCUCAUGUUUCAACCUGGUGGAUUACCCACGAAGGUAUUAUGCCUAUCAAAUGUGGUUAAUGAGGAUGAGCUUAGGGGUGAUGAAGACUAUGAAGAUAUAUUGGAAGAUAUGAGAACUGAAUGUGGGAAAUUUGGUACUUUAGUGAAUCUUGUAAUCCCUCGCCCACGGCCCGAUGGUGAACCUACACCUGGAGUUGGAAAGGUAUUUUUGGAGUAUGCAGAUAUUGAAGGUUCUACUACAGCUCAGCAAAAAUUGAAUGGAAGAAAAUUUGGUGGAAAUGAAGUGGUUGCAGUGUUCUACCCGGAGAACAAGUUCUCUCAGGGGGAGUACGAAGGCUAAUCUUAUCAACUUCACCUACUACACACUCUCUUUCAGCUGCCUCCCACGACGGCUCAUAUAUAGUUGGAUUAUUAAUUAAGUUUGGUUUGGCAUGUUGAGUAGAAGUGCAGAAGAAUCUAAUCUUGUUUGCAGUGUUAGAUUGUUGUAAUGUUGGAUUUUGCAGUGUAAAAUUGUAGGCAGGCCAGCUUCUUAUUUAGUACGUAAUAACUAGAAUAUUUGUUGUGGAUUAGAAAUUGGUGAUGAUGGUAUGUGUGCUAAAUAAGCCAUAACAACUGACCCUUUUGGCCAAGAUGAAAUGAAAUAUUGUUGGUAUUUGGUAGUUUA
Messenger RNA from Ipomoea triloba (trilobed morning glory), 2229 nucleotides. Its product is annotated as splicing factor U2af large subunit A-like. NCBI's taxonomy places the organism in Eukaryota, Viridiplantae, Streptophyta, Magnoliopsida, Solanales, Convolvulaceae. The record is from RefSeq and is a predicted model, not a curated record. Gene Ontology annotation, cellular component: nuclear speck; nucleus; U2AF complex. The transcript has 14 exons. Bases 139 to 1905 code for a protein of 588 amino acids. Gene Ontology annotation, molecular function: pre-mRNA 3'-splice site binding; poly-pyrimidine tract binding. Gene Ontology annotation, biological process: mRNA processing.